UUCCACAAUGUAGGUCUUCUAAAGCUGUUCACUAGAAAUAACCUGUUUUAAUUGGUGUGUAGUGAAUGAAAGAGAUAGAUGGGUAUCCGGACAUUCUGUCAGGAAAAUAAAUACAGUCUGAGUUAUUUCUGUGAAUAGUGGAGUCAUGCUGUCUGGAAGCAGUGAAAUAUUCCAAUCUCUUUGUCACCAGAGAAAUGAUGAGGAAGCUGUGGUGGAUAGGGGUGGGACUAGAUCUCUCCUAAAAACUAAUUUUGAAAAAGAAGAUUUGGAAGGCCAUCGAACACUGUUCAUUGGAGUACAUGUUCCUCUUGGUGGGAGGAAAAGUCAUCGGCGUCACAGACAUCGUGGUGGACACAAACACAGAAAGAGAGACAAAGAACGUGACUCUGGACUGGAAGAUGGACGUGAAUCACCUACAUAUGACACACCAUCACAAAGGGUACAGUUUAUUCUUGGAACAGAAGAUGAUGAUGAAGAACACAUUCCUCACGAUUUAUUCACAGAGCUGGAUGAAAUCUGCUUACGUGAAGGGGAUGAUGCUGAGUGGAGAGAGAUGGCAAGAUGGCUUAAAUUUGAAGAAGACGUAGAAGAUGGAGGAGAAAGAUGGAGCAAGCCAUAUGUCGCCACAUUGUCACUUCAUAGUUUGUUUGAGUUGAGAAGUUGUAUUCUGCAUGGUACGGUUCUACUAGACAUGAGAGCUAGCACAUUAGAGGAGAUUGCAGAUAUGAUUCUAGAUCAGCAAGUAGCCUCAGGACAACUGAGUGAGGAUGUCCGCCAAAGGGUACAUGACGCUUUGUUAAAACAACAUCACCAUCAAAAUCAAAAGAAGCUGAGCAAUAGAAUCCCAAUAGUGCGAUCUUUUGCAGACAUUGGCAAGAAACAAUCGGAGCCACAUUCUAUGGAUAAAAAUGCAGGUCAGCUUAUCUCUCCGCAGUCUGCUCCCUCCUGUAUUGAACAUAAAAAUGAUGUUAGCAGGGAAAACAGUACUCUUGAUGUUACUAAGUUUGACUUACAUUUUAUGAAAAAGAUUCCUCCGGGAGCAGAAGCUUCUAACAUUUUAGUUGGUGAACUGGAAUUUUUAGAUCGAGCAGUAGUUGCAUUUGUUAGACUAUCUCCAGCAGUCCUUCUUUCAGGGCUCACUGAAGUUCCCAUUCCAUCCAGAUUUUUGUUCAUACUUUUGGGACCACUUGGAAAGGGACAGCAAUACCAUGAGAUUGGUCGAUCAAUUGCUACGCUAAUGACCGAUGAGGUGUUCCAUGAUGUUGCUUACAAAGCUAAGGAUCGAAAUGAUUUAGUUUCGGGAAUUGAUGAAUUCCUUGAUCAGGUCACAGUGCUUCCUCCAGGAGAGUGGGAUCCCUCAAUUCGUAUUGAACCACCAAAAAAUGUUCCAUCACAGGAGAAACGUAAAAUUCCAGGAGUGCCAAAUGGCACAGCAGCACUGGGUGAACUGGAGGAGCACGAGGGACAUAGUGGGCCUGAGCUACAAAGGACUGGGAGAAUAUUUGGUGGACUUGUACUAGAUGUCAAGAGAAAGGCCCCAUUUUUCUGGAGUGACUUCAGAGACGCAUUUAGUUUGCAGUGCUUAGCUUCUUUUCUGUUUCUCUAUUGUGCAUGCAUGUCUCCUGUAAUCACCUUUGGAGGUCUUCUUGGUGAAGCAACUGAAGGUCGUAUAAGUGCAAUAGAAUCUCUCUUUGGAGCCUCAAUGACAGGCAUAGCAUUUUCUUUAUUUGGUGGACAACCCCUGACCAUCCUGGGGAGCACAGGACCAGUGCUUGUGUUUGAAAAGAUACUGUUCAAAUUUUGCAAGGAUUAUGGGCUGUCGUACCUGUCUUUAAGAGCAAGCAUAGGUCUCUGGACUUCCUUUUGGUGUAUUCUAUUGGUGGCCACUGAUGCAAGUUCCCUGGUCUGUUAUAUAACCCGAUUUACAGAAGAGGCAUUUGCGGCUCUGAUCUGCAUCAUUUUCAUUUAUGAGGCCUUAGAAAAGCUGUUUCAUCUAGGUGAGACAUAUCCAAUCAACAUGCAUAAUAAUUUGGAACUUCUAACACAGUAUUCGUGCAGUUGUGUAGAGCCCGUGAACCCAAGCAAUAAAACAUUAAACCUUUGGAAUGAAUAUAAUAUGACUGCAUCUGAAAUAUCCUGGAACAAUCUCACCACAACGGUUUGCAAUAAUUUUCAUGGAGAAUAUGUUGGUCGAGCCUGUGGACAUGAAGGUCCAUAUGUUCCUGAUGUCCUUUUCUGGUCAGUCAUCUUAUUUUUUUCAACUGUUGUGUUAUCAUCAACUCUGAAGCAAUUCAAAACAAGCCGAUAUUUCCCAACAAAGGUGCGCUCUAUUAUCAGUGACUUUGCUGUGUUCCUUACAAUUAUGACAAUGGUUUUACUUGACUACGGUAUUGGCGUUCCAUCACCAAAGCUUCAGGUUCCCAACGCUUUCAAGCCCACAAGAGAUGACCGAGGUUGGAUUGUAAGUCCUUUGGGGCCAAAUCCUUGGUGGACAAUCGUUGCUGCUGUUAUUCCAUCUUUGCUCUGUACAAUUUUGAUCUUUAUGGACCAGCAGAUUACAGCUGUCAUCAUCAAUAGAAAAGAGCACAAAUUAAAGAAAGGUUGCGGAUACCAUCUUGACCUGCUGAUGGUUGGAGUCAUGCUUGGCGUAUGUUCUAUCAUGGGUCUACCCUGGUUUGUUGCUGCCACUGUGCUUUCUAUUACUCAUGUGAAUAGUCUGAAACUGGAAUCUGAAUGUUCUGCUCCUGGAGAACAGCCAAAGUUUUUGGGAAUUCGUGAACAACGGGUUACUGGACUGAUGAUUUUUGUCCUUAUGGGAUCAUCUGUCUUUAUGACAAGGAUUCUUCAGUUUAUUCCUAUGCCUGUCCUUUAUGGAGUGUUUCUUUACAUGGGUGCUUCAUCGCUAAAGGGAAUUCAGUUCUUUGAUAGGCUAUUGCUCUUCUUCAUGCCACCGAAGCACCAGCCAGACUUUAUCUACCUACGGCAUGUUCCUCUCCGCAAGGUUCAUCUCUUCACUGUCAUCCAGUUAAGCUGCCUUGUGUUGUUGUGGGUGAUUAAAGCAUCCCGGGCUGCCAUUGUGUUUCCUAUGAUGGUCUUAGCAUUGGUAUUUAUAAGGAAACUAAUGGACUUUUUUUUCAAUAAACGAGAUCUGAGCUGGUUGGACGAUUUAAUGCCAGAGAGUAAAAAAAAGAAAUUGGAAGAUGCUGAAAAAGAGGAAGAACAAAGCAUUUUGGUGUUAGAAGAUGAAGGAACAGUUCAACUACCUAUGGAAGGGAACUGCAGAGAGGAUCCUUCUGUAAUAAACAUUUCAGAUGAAAUGGCAAAAACCUCUGUGUGGAAGACUUUGCUAAUAACCUCAGAGAAUUCAAAGACUAAGGAACCAAGCUUAUCUUCUAAAAGCUCCCCUUCCUAAUCACUGUAGAAGCUGAUCCCUAAAGUUCUGAAAACAAGAAAGACCAGAAAGCCUCCUCAGGGAAAGGGAUCGACAGGGAGACAUGUCUCUGACUUUGUCUUCACUUUCUUUUUACACGCAGAUGAGAAGAGUGCACCUGUUGAUCUUAUUUACACUGUAUACUGUAAAUUGUCACAUCUGUUAGCAGUGCAAUAUAUAAAAUUUUUUUUUUUAAAAGAAAAGCAUUAUUCCCAUCACUACAAGAUAAGUCAACAAUAUAAUGACAUUUUAAACACCUAUACAAUUUUCUUCUAUUAUCAAUUCUGCUUAGUUCUCUUAGCAUCCUUUAUUAAAGAGUAAUCCGAGGUGAUCUCAGGAUUGUGCAUGCGUUUUUAGCCAUCUGGGAGCUGUGUUAUAACAAUGCUCAUAGUGAUGUUAUACAUAGUUGCAAACUGAUGCCAUAUAAUACUAUAUACAUAUGCAUGUCACUAGGCUCCUAUCACCCAACCUAAGUUUACUAGGAUACUAAGAAAUCAUAGCAAAUUUACUAAUAGGAAAAAAUUGUAAAUUUGUUUAAAAUUGCAUACUCUAUCUAAAUCCUGAAUGUUUAACUUUGGCUUUAUUAUCAUUUUAAAACAUUUUUUUAGCUUAAUCAUGUAUGUUCUACACAGUUACUCAUUUGUAUUUUUUCACUUACAUAUAUUUAUACCAUUCAUAUCAAGAACAAUUCUGGAGGUAUGCUGGCAUAUUUAA
Bombina bombina (fire-bellied toad) is the source of this 4144-nucleotide messenger RNA. It is a transcript of the gene SLC4A10, whose product is annotated as solute carrier family 4 member 10. The coding region runs from base 146 to 3412 and encodes 1088 amino acids. Gene Ontology annotation, cellular component: basolateral plasma membrane; plasma membrane. The record is from RefSeq and is a predicted model, not a curated record. NCBI's taxonomy places the organism in Eukaryota, Metazoa, Chordata, Amphibia, Anura, Bombinatoridae. The transcript has 26 exons. Gene Ontology annotation, biological process: bicarbonate transport; regulation of intracellular pH; monoatomic anion transport. Gene Ontology annotation, molecular function: monoatomic anion transmembrane transporter activity; solute:inorganic anion antiporter activity; sodium:bicarbonate symporter activity.